AUGGGUGAGAAGAAAGCUGCCGAAGUGAAAGAAAGAAAACGAUCAAAGAAGGUAGAUCCAACAUGGUGGGAGGAUAUUGAAGCCAGAGAGGUGGAAAAAAUUCCGUACGACAUCGAUGGAACAUGCGUGUUCAAAUUAAGUUUCGAUCCCGUAGACCGACUCAAGUCCAGCGCAGAUGGAAGAUCUUGGGAAAAGUCGUACACAUGUAACACGAAAGAGUUUCCUAAUGGUCGAAGAAAAGCAGCGAAAUGUGGCGGCAGUUACACAUGCAUAAACAAUCUAUGUAUGUUUUAUGUACAAUAUGGGAAAGAAAACAACGUGCAAUGGAAGAAAACUGCUGCUGGGACCCGGCUAUGCAAGUGUUGCAAUCACUUAAUGCAACACAUACCAUGCGAGGCAAGAAAAAUAUGGGAGUUUUACCAAGAGCACGUCAUUGUCAGGCAUUUAGGAUUCCACACAUGUCCAGCAAGAAUUCCCAUGACCUUCCCCGAAGAAAUUAGCGAAACCUUCAGUAGAAAUCCCAAGACUAAACCCUCCAAAUUACAACGCGAUAUUCUGGUUAACUCUCUUCGAGAAUCCGGUAAUGUGAACGCCGUAAAAGAGUUGGCCACCAAUCUUCUCGACAAAAAAAAACUUAGAAACGAAAAACAAAAACAAUCUAAAGUAACCCACCCGCAUGGACACAGUUUUGAUGCAGUAGUUCAUCUUAAGAGACAGCUAGAUGCACACGAUCCGUUCCUUAUCUUUGAGAUAAAUGGCGAGGGUAUGAACGAGAAUCCAUCAUAUGUUUUCAAAAGCAGCACCUUUUUGGCUAAAAUUGCUUUGGAAAUGGAUAAGUCCGGCAACCACUAUAUGUCGAAAGAGUGGGUUUUCUUUGACGCGGCCCAUAAAAGAUGUCGAGGAUUCAAAACAUUUAGCAUCACUACAUUCCACCCACUUUUAAGAAAGAUAGUGAAGUUAGCAACCAUGGAAUGCAAAGAGGAAGACACCAGAUCUGUGAAAAUAAUGUGGGAGUUGUUCAAUAAAGUUUUGCAAACCGUGUCUAGGCAAAAUUUCUACAAAUUCAAUCCAUGUGGAUGGAUGGUAGACGAAGCAGGGUCAAACUGGAAAGGACUUGAAGAAGUUUACGGAGAUGAUGUUCAGACAAGAAUCGUUAGCUGUCAAUUUCACUAUCAGCAAAGUAGGAACGAUCACCGGCGUUAG
Messenger RNA from Paramuricea clavata, 1203 nucleotides. Lineage: Eukaryota; Metazoa; Cnidaria; Anthozoa; Malacalcyonacea; Plexauridae. The record is from the annotation of a GenBank genome assembly.